AUGGCGCUGGACCAGCAGCGGAAUUGGACUAUCUCCAUGGCCGAGAACCUGGAGCAGGUGAAGAGGCGCGGCAUUCAACCUCUCAUGAGGAAACAGCAAAUACAGAAGGAUGCAUCACAACAGAAAGUCGGGAAGAAUGCAGAGCCACCACGAGUAUGGACUACACCGCCAGUGUAUCUACCAGAUGAGGUAAUCAUACAAAUACUCGAGUUUGUAGCACGCUUCCAGGAGUCGCAGGAAACCUUGGCAUCUUGCUGUCUACUUUCGAGACAAUGGCACCAAGCUGCGGUACCGUUCCUAUAUGCCAGACCUUGGCUGACCGGAAAGAACUUUGAUGCAUUCUACCGAGCGAUGUGUCCGACGAAGAACAAGCAUAUUCAAAAGAGUCCCUUCGAAGGCAUGGUCAAGAUAUUGGACAUGUCAAAGCUUGUCCACUCUGGGAGUAAAUCGGUGACAGGACGAAUACUCAGUCGGACGAAGGAGAACUUGGAGCAGUUUGUCGCGCCGCAAGCAACAUUCUCGAUGUAUUCCUUUCCAGCGCUAUCGAAAUGCAAGCAGCUACAUCUACUAGACCUCAGUCUUGUUUCGGAGAGCCCGCCAUUAACAGACCUGUUCAGGACUGUGUCACAUCUGGAACGUCUGACCACGCUACGAUUACCAAGGAGUUCAGGUUUCAGCAACACGCCUUUCGACCCUUCCGCUAUGCAAUGGCCUCCGAACCUCGAAAGCUUGAGCCUUAGUGGAGCCAUCGAUGUCCAUUUCCUGCAAGGCGUUGUCACUUUUCCGAUUACGCUUCGCAGCCUGGUCAUCGAACAUUGUCCUGCAGCAAGGGCGUCGGCAAUCAACCAUCUUUUACGAACAUCUGUACGAACACUCCCCAACCUCGAACAUCUGAGGCUCGCCAACUUGCCGAGAAUGUCAUUCUGUUCGCUGGACAAUGUGCUGGCAAUUCUACCUGGACUUACGAAGUUGAGCAUCAGCGUUGACUACAUCACUGGAGCUCUGUUUGACCUGGAGAACCCAGAAAGGGUGUUCAACGACCCAGAACCACCACCUUCUUCGAAACCAGUGGUUACCAGACAUGAAUGGAUCACAGGCAGACCUUGCCAGCUGCGAAAGCUAGAGUUGACCAAUAGCGGAAAUCCUGGAGUUGAGGACAAAAUCACGCCCAUCGAUGUAUUGAUUGCUGUGCAGGACGGCACGCUUCCAAGUUUAAGGCAAGUCAGCGUCGCGAAGAGUCUCUUCUGGCAGUGUGAACCAAAUGCAGCAGAAUCCGACGCGCUGGCAGAUGCGUUGAAAGAGUCGGCGAUUGAGCAUGGAGACUCGGCUGAGGAGACUGGCGUAUGGACAUUUGAAGGCUGA
Messenger RNA from Pseudocercospora fijiensis CIRAD86, 1362 nucleotides. RefSeq lists its product as uncharacterized. Gene Ontology annotation, molecular function: protein binding. Lineage: Eukaryota; Fungi; Ascomycota; Dothideomycetes; Mycosphaerellales; Mycosphaerellaceae. The record is from RefSeq and is a predicted model, not a curated record. Bases 1 to 1362 code for a protein of 453 amino acids. The transcript has a single exon.